This is a messenger RNA of Trematomus bernacchii (emerald rockcod), 982 nucleotides long. Its product is annotated as lysyl oxidase homolog 2-like. Lineage: Eukaryota; Metazoa; Chordata; Actinopteri; Perciformes; Nototheniidae. The transcript has 6 exons. Gene Ontology annotation, cellular component: membrane. The record is from RefSeq and is a predicted model, not a curated record. The annotation marks the transcript as partial.
AUCAGGUCAGAUUGGCUGGCUCUGGGUCCAAUCACUGCUCUGGAAGAGUUGAGAUCUUCCACAGCAGCACCUGGGGAACAGUGUGUGAUGAUAACUGGGAUCUAGACGAUGCUCAGGUCGUCUGCAGACAGUUAGGCUGUGGUUCAGCGCUGAACGCCCCUCACUCAGCCCACUAUGGAUUUGGGACUCAUGACUGUGGACACGGUGAGGACGCUGGUGUGGUCUGUUCAGAGAGACUCCCAAAGCCCAGCCUGUCCAUGUAUCCUAAGGUCACCUGGGGUCAGAGCGUCAGCAUCACCUGUUCUUCAUCAACUUUACCUCGACAGCUGUUUUCUAACACAACGUUCAUCCUGGAAAAGACUUCCAGUUCCUUCAGAGAGUCCAGAACUCCAGGUAGCAGCUCUGCUUCCUUCAGCAUUCAGGAAGUGAACCUGGACCAUGAGGGAUGGUACCGGUGUCAGUAUCAGAUACGAGGCUCAGGACGAGACUUCAGCUCUCCCUUCAGUGACUCCGUCAGACUCUCUGUUGCUGGUUAUUUUUCUGAGGUGCUGGUCUUCGCCAUUCGUGGGGUGGGUCUCCUGGUGAUCCCACUGGUGCUGGGGGGGAUUUUCCUGAGCUGUAAGAGGAGACCCUGUGCCCUCAACCAAACUCAAAUGUCUGUCAGAGCCAUGAGCGAGAACAACGAGGAGGACGAGGAGUACGUCUAUGCAAACGCUUACGUAGGAUUCAGAAAGGGCAAUGAAGAAGGAGAGCAAAGAGAUUCCAGUGACCACAAACAUGAUUAUGUAAUUGUACUCCCUGCAGUUAGUGAACAAGUGGUUAGUGGAGACCAUGAGGCUGAGUAUCAGAACCUUUGAGGAGUCCAACAGUCAGCAGAGUCUCAAAGGUGGUAGACAAGGACGUUCAAAGUCUGACCCUUUUUAUCGGAUGGAGUAGAUACAUUUUGAAUCAUGCUGGAGCUUGCUAAUUCUCAUUAUUGUCA